CGGGGUCCCCGCUUGCUGAGCGGGCAGGGGUGCGGGCCGAGGGCUGGGCGGCCCCUGGGAUGCAGACGGGGAAGCAGGGCCCCCCUUCGCUGGGCAUCUGCCCCCAGCGGCCUGGCUCCCUCCUAUCUGGUCGCGAUGGUGGGAGGCAGGGCAGCCUCCACGGUUCCCUGGAGGGAAAGGCCGCAGGGCCUGGAGCCGGCCCGUGAGAGCGAGGGGUCCCCGGUGUCUCCUGUACCCCUCCCAGCGGACCUCCGCUCACCAGCACCGUCUCCCUCUCCCCUCAGCAUCAUCAGCUGGUUCGUCCGGUCCUUCAAGUACCUGUACGGCCUCCGCUUCGACGUGAAGGGCCGCCAGCGGCUGUGGGUGGACCGGCCCUGCGUCAUCGUGUCCAAUCACCAGAGCAUCCUGGACAUGAUGGGCCUCAUGGAGGUCCUGCCCCCACGCUGCGUGCAGAUCGCCAAGCGGGAGCUGCUGUUCACGGGCUCCGUGGGCCUGAUCAUGUACCUGGGGGGCGUCUUCUUCAUCAACCGGCAGCGCUCCAGCACCGCCAUGAGCGUGAUGGCCGACGUGGGCGAGCUCAUGAUCCGCGAGAACCUCAAAGUGUGGAUUUACCCCGAGGGCACGCGGAACGACAACGGCGACCUGCUGCCCUUUAAGAAAGGCGCCUUCUACCUGGCGGUCCAGGCCCAGGUGCCCAUCGUCCCCGUGGUGUACUCCAGCUUCUCCUCCUUCUACAACCCCAGGACGAAGCUCUUCACCUCAGGUAGCGCCUGCUCACGCGGCCUGUGCCCGCUGCGCCCGGCCCCUCCCAGAGGACAGUUCCCACUGCCGGGCUGCUGUGGCCAGACCCUGCCGCACAGUGACCACUGGGGCGGGGAGGGACGGGGGGCAGAAGCUGGAGUCCUGGCAGGGCCUGGGGUGAGUGGUCCUGGGCCACGUCCUAGUGAGGGAACCGAGGCCCCAGCAGGUGGGUUGGGUCCAAGUUCACACACACAGGCCCAGGCUGUGCACACAGUUCGGGGCUCAGCGGGGGCAGCUCCUGGCGGAGGGGGCUUCCGGGCCAGGCCCCACCCCCAGGGCAGGAGCCUCCAGGCACCCCCACACCACAGGCCUCAGAGCUGGGGGCCUCUGCCCUUUGCAGCGGCAGGGGGGAAUUUACCUCUGGUGGGGGUCGGGGCCACCCUGUCGGCAGCGGGGCCGUGCCCCUCCCAACACUGGCACCAGUAG
This is a messenger RNA of Myotis davidii, 1227 nucleotides long. It is a transcript of the gene AGPAT2, whose product is annotated as 1-acylglycerol-3-phosphate O-acyltransferase 2. Lineage: Eukaryota; Metazoa; Chordata; Mammalia; Chiroptera; Vespertilionidae. The record is from RefSeq and is a predicted model, not a curated record. Gene Ontology annotation, molecular function: 1-acylglycerol-3-phosphate O-acyltransferase activity. Gene Ontology annotation, biological process: phosphatidic acid biosynthetic process. Bases 136 to 1227 code for a protein of 363 amino acids. Gene Ontology annotation, cellular component: membrane; endoplasmic reticulum. The transcript has 5 exons.